CUUCCUCCAAGAAAUUUUUAAAGAUAUUUUACAACUGUGGAUUUCCUAAGGAAGUCAUAGAAGAUGCCAUGGCAUGUGUUACCCCAGAUGCACUGACCUAUAAAUAAUCCACUGCUAAGAACAUUCACCUGGUGCUCACUUAUCAUCCUAUGUAGCAAUGGCUACAAUUAUAUGUAUAAAAAAAAUCCUUUAUAAACCUCCAGGAUGAUCCCAAGCUUGUUCCUCUUUUUAGUGAACCUCCUACCUUCUACAGAUGGAACAACCAUCUGAAACACCAAAGACACAUGAAAUAAAUGAUCUUUCAGUUAAAAGUACAGUACACAAUCAUGUAACCAGUGCCUAAAUUGGAUUGGAGUGCAGAAAAGAGCAGCUCUGAGGCUUUGGCUCAGAGCAAGAAAAACAGCAAGAAGUGCUGUACUCCAGUAUAAUUUCUUGGAAAAAUAAGUGAUAAAAUGUCAUAAUGAUAAUUGCGAUAAGCCUAACCUUAAUUUAAAGACUUUUAUUAUAUUGUAUCAUGUAUCAGAAAAAAUGUUGAUAUUAUUUUGAUGACAACAUUUUUUUAAAAGCCUGAGGUCCAGCCAUUCAGUCGAACCCCUAGGACAAAAACAGAUAGAGGUAAAUUGUUAACAAUGUUAAAAAUUCAUAUAAUAAGUUGACCGGUAGUAUUAAAGUGAUUGCACAGCGGCAGAACUAAGGGGUGGCCUGGGGUGGCCAUGGCUACUCCUGAAAUACCCCAUUUAGCUCAGUUACACUUUUGGUGAAUGAGUGCUAUUCAUUUCAUGAUAACUUUCAGUAUGCGAUUAAUGGGAAAUGGCCCUGUCAUUUUGUUUUCAUAUGUUGCUAGAAAAAAUUAAUGUCAGGCAUCUAGCAUCCAUCUUGUAACAGCUCCCCCUCUUGUCACUAAAGGGUCCCAUGGAGCAAACUUGUGAAGGCUGGCAACAGAUGCGUUUCAGGCAAAAAUAUUGCAUACUGGGCAGUGAAUCCAUCAGAUCAGUGCAUCUUGAUGGGUCUUGAUGUCACAGGGAUACAAAAUUCAAUUUGGCCUCCAACCCCCAACCUCCACAUUGAAGGUGGUCUAUUUGGCCAUCAGUUUUUUCUUCUGAGACAUCCAAGAUCUUGGAAAGGUUUGGCAAGGUACAAGUGUAUCUCUUUCCGAUGCCAAGUCAACACAUUGCUGAUUGUGGUUCUCAGCUGUCUCCACCAUCUACUACUUGUCCUCCUCUACCACUGGUUCUUCCCACAUUACACAGAAUUCUGCAGCUAGGCCACAGAGUUCUGCUUGUGAUCCUGAAAUGGCUGGUAAGACCUCGGUUUCCCAAGCAGAGCUGUUGUCCCAUAUGGCUGGAGAAAUUAUGCACAGGUCAUCUGUGCUUGUAGAUUUGAAUAUUGAACUGAAGGCUGGACCAUAGCAGUCCAAGAAACAUUCCAACACAAGAGUCCCGAGUAGACAGGCUUAGUAUGCUAAGGUGGAAGCUAUUCUGUGAAUGGUGUGCAUAUCAUUGACUGGUGCAUUGCCCAAUUCCCAAAAUGCUACCUUUCAUAAAUGUAUGGCAGCUUUUCUCAACAGUGUGAGUUGCCUUCAUCCACCACAAUUUCACAUGAGCCCACCAUGGGCUCUCUGUCUUUUGUUGGAGUCCAUUAAGACCCUGCUUUACGAGCCUAUGCAAGCUGACAAAUUGGCAUGGAUGUCUCUCUUAAAAGUGUCUCUCUUUUUUUGCUAAUAAUCACUUCAACUAAAAAAAGUAUGACAACUGUACGUUCUGCUGCUAAGCUCACCUUGUGUCUGGUGGUCAGAAGACUUUGAAGCGACUUUGUGGUUGGACCCAGGAUUUCUGCCCAAGGUCAUAUCACCCAAUGUUGUACAUCAACAGAUUUACCUUGCAGUGUUCCAUAAAACGCCAGCCUGCAGAGCAUUCCUUGUUGUGCCCUAUGGUACUCUUUAAACUGGAAGGUGGCCAUCCAUUCCUCAGACCAACUGUUCAUCUGUCACCGAGGGACUCUCUUGGUGGACAUGACUACCAAGCCCCUACUCUGACAUGUCUCCUGAUGGACAUUACUCAAAGACAUGCUGCUUCAGGAAGUCUGCACUGCUAAGUUAUCCAGGUGAUUCUUACUGCCCCUGUUAGUUAGGAGUGCUAAACUGGAAUGCUAAUGACAUCUGUAAAUAUGGUUCUGUAUACCUCCAGCUAACUGCUAGGGUUCCUUGUAAUUCAUAGCACCAACCUGGCAAUAAGCUUCCACUAAAAGAUACCUGUAUGAUAAUGAUAUUUAUUACAAAUACUGCAUCGCAUGUCACACUGCAGUGUUAACGGAUUUGGUGGCCAGGUGUUUUUUUUUUCUCUUGUUGUUGUAAUAUACAAACUGCAGACUUCUAAAAAUUUAAUUCAUGCAUGCUUUAAUACAAUUUUAUAAAAACAUAACAACCUGCAAAAAUAAUGUUUCAAAGCAAGCAGGUUGACUUAUAACCCAACAGCCUACAUUUAAAACAAAUUAUCCAUCUGUGGCCAAUUAGCCAGUGUAAAUAUAGAAAUAUAUAUGUGUGUAAAUAUAAAUAUGCAAGCAGUAGGAGGAGUGUAACUGAGGGAAAGGCUCGAGGUCUGUGUGUGUGUGUGUGUGUGUGUGUGUGUGCACGUGUGUACUAGAGCCAUUAGCGCGGAUUCCACAUACACACACACUCACACCCACACACACACACACAUACAUGCGCACAGUUGGAUUUCUGUACCGUAUUUAACACUCUUUCUGUUUGUAUUUUAAAAUAUCGGAAAUGUGCAAUAUUGAUAUAUUGGGACACACUUCCAGCGGCUUUUAAAGGACCAGCGGAUUAAACAAACAACAACAACAACAAAAAACCUCAGAAAGUUUUUGCCCCCUUUUUUCUGGUUGGUGGUGGAGUUGUUUCCUCAUUUUUUCUCAGUUUUUUCUGCAUUGAUGAUGAUGAUGUUGAAGAGGAGGAUGACUCUUUAUCAGUCUGGCAUGAUGCUGUGUGAGAUUUCCGUGUGUUUAACCGCUGACUGAGUCUGGAUGAGUAACAAACCGCACGCAAACCGCACGCACCGCGCGUUACGCACCGCAGAGUGAACUUUACCGGAGUUUGAUUUAUGUUUGUUUGUUUGUUUGUACUUGUUAUUGCUGCUCCGACUGAAAGAGAGAAACGGUUUGUGUGUGUGUGUGUGUGUGUGUGUGUGUGUGUGUGUUCGUGUCGUGAUUCCUGCACAAGAAGAUCAGCACAGACAGAAGGAUGGCGAGGAGAAAACAGAGAGAACCCAGGAAAUCUGCAGCUUAUCUUCCACUGGUCGAGAUUGAAGCAGCCACUUUCGAAGACAAGCAACUUCAACAUGACAGUCUCGCGUUGGACGGGCAUGGACGAUACGUAUUCAGUGAGAAAGAGGAAGAGGAUGCAAAAGAGUCGCUGAGAUUCCAAUACUCCCCUAACAGUAAUGGCACCAACCCAGAUACUGGCUAUCUAUCCCCACUCAGUGACACCAGUGAUCAGAUCCCUGAUUUUAAGAGCAUUUCUUCGAAAGAAGGACACGAAGAGGAAGAAGCACAGAGCAGCUCGGACAACAGCGUUCUGGAUAACCUAGCUCGGACAAAAGCCAUCUGUGAGAAUCUGAUCUCUGAUGCCGCUUGGUCCAGUGUUGUGAUGAAUAUCAAGAAAAGCAGGUCAACUACAUCCAGUGCAGCUAGCAUGAUGAAUACCAGUGGCAAUUACAUAAUUAACAGACCAAGCAAUCACAAUCAAACAAUCCUUAACGGAAAGGCAGAAAGCAGUUCAAAUGGCUGUACAGUUAAUAAUUGCAACAUUAAGGCUUCGAACGGUGCCGGUAUAGUUUACGACUGGCAUCAGGCUGCUGUAGCCAAAACACUCCAACAAACUCAUCACCACUUAUCACAAGAGCCAAGCCUGUUCAGCACAGUGCAGCUGUACCGGCAAAAUCACAAACUCUACGGCUCCGUUUUGACUGGUGCUAGCAAGUUCAAGUGCAGGGACUGCAGUGCUGCAUACGAUACACUAGUAGGUCUUACAGUUCACAUGAACGAUACUGGUCAUUACCAUGAUGACAACCAAGAGAAAGAAGAGGAGAAUAAUGGCAAACACUGGUCGAAGCCGCGCAAGCGUUCAUUGUUGGAGAUGGAGGGCAAAGAGGAUGCCCAGAAAGUACUGAAAUGCAUGUUCUGCGGCCACUCCUUUGAUUCUUUACAGGACUUGAGUGUCCACAUGAUUAAGACUAAGCAUUACCAAAAAGUGCCUCUUAAAGAGCCUGUGCCAGCCUCGGCCACCAAACUGGUGCCAUCAGCCAAAAAAAGAUUCCUUCAUGAUUCCCUAAUUUCCCCUUGCUCCCCAAAGUCAUGUUCCAGCAGAGUGGCCUCAGUGGUUCAGAUGAAGGGCACUGUUAAUCCUUACGUUACACCAAACAACCGCUAUGGCUACCAGAACGGUGCAAGCUACACUUGGCAGUUUGAGGAACGCAAAGCGCAAAUUCUCAAGUGCAUGGAGUGUGGGAGCUCCCAUGAUACACUGCAGCAACUCACAGCCCACAUGAUGGUCACAGGUCACUUCCUGAAGGUCACAAACACUGCACUGAAGAAGGGAAAGCAGCUAGUGUUUGAUCAAAGUAUGGAGGAAAACAUACAGUCAAUUCCAUUACCUCCUACAACUGCUAUUCUAAAACUCAGGUCAGUGUCCCCUGCACUGUCUUCUGGUUCAGAGGCCAAGAAGGAGAUAGAGGAGGUUAGUGAGCCUGUAGAGAAAAAAAUCAAGGAGGAGAUGGAAGAGGUCGGUAUGGAUUCCACAUCAUACAAGUACCUUAGAGAGGAAGACCUUGAGGAGACUGCUAAAGGAGGGAUGGACAUUCUGAAGUCUCUGGAGAGCACAGUGUCCAGUGCCAUCAAUAAGGCUCAGACAGGUACGCCCACCUGGGGAGGAUACUCCAGCAUCCACGCCGCUUAUCAACUUCAGGGAGCUGCAAAGUCAUCUAUACUUCCUCCAGUGGUUCAAAGUGUGCAGGCAGUCAUCAACAGCAACUUUCAAUCACUCGAAUCUGAUCCUGGAUCACUAAUUUAUAUAACCCCCAGACAGUCAUUGCCCUUGUCCCUCAGGAACAAUGUAUCUACCAUGGAGGAGCUGCUGGACAAGGUCUCAGGAAAGUCCCUGCUAAAGGAAGAGAGGGAAGAAAGGAUGGGGAGUGCAGAUGCAGCCAAAUCAACAUCACCAUUACUGAGAGAAAACAAAGUUAGUGUUGAUACAAAGGCAAAUGGAGGUAUGUGUAAACUGGAACCUAUGGAGAUGUUAGUAGAAACCCAGAGUAAGAACCAUAGUUUAGAAUUAGGCAAAGCACCCAUCGAUAAUGACCACAGUUUAGGGAUGUUUAAUGAUGAUUCAUUUGAGAGGCCUUUUAUCAGCCCUCUUAAUUCACUACAGUUAGUUGUGAACACACACCUUCCCAAAGCCUCCAAGGUGGUCAGCUCAUCCUCUGAUCCACUCUCAGUGUUAUACAAGAUCAGCAACAGGGUGGUAGACAAAACUGCCCACCAUUCAGCAUCUGAAAAGCAAUAUGGGGUGCCUGACACAGAUUUCUACAAGGACAGUGACCAGCCUAUAGAUCUGAGAAAAUGCAAAAGCAGUACUGGCAGCAUCAAUAAAGAAAGCGUUAUCAACACCAACAGCCUCAAGGUAAUAAACAACAAAUCUAAUGGAAGCCGGCCUCAUCACCCAGGCUUACCUCUCUCAGAUCCUCUAAACCAACGGGAAAAUGCCCUCAUGGACAUCUCAGACAUGGUAAAGAGCCUCACUAGCCAGCUCACUCCCAAGUCCUCCACUCCACCAUGCCUUUUAGCAAAAUCUGACACGGAUGGAAGUUCAUGCGAGGAUCCACUGGAGAACUUUUCUCCCGUGCAGAAGCAAAACGGUCGUCAGUCCAACUGGAACCCUCAGCACCUUCUCAUUCUUCAGGCUGAGUUUGCUUCAAGCCUGAGACAGACACCAGAAGGUUGCUACAUCGUAACAGACCUCUGUCCUCAUGAACGUGUGAAAAUCUGCAAGUUCACAGGUCUCUUAAUGACCACUGUCUCACACUGGCUUGCUAAUGUGAAGUACCAGCUGCGUAGGACAGGAGGGACCAAGUUUCUGAAGAACCUGGACUCCAGGAAUCCAUUGUUUCUUUGUGGAGAGUGUGAUUCAAAAUUCAGGACUCCUUCCGCUUACGUUAACCAUCUGGAGUCUCACCUCGGCUUUAGCCUCAAGGAAAUGUCCAAGAUGUCUCCGAGGUGAAUCCCGGAAAAAAAGAAACACGUCUGACUCGUAGAGUCAUCAGAUCAUCUGUUAUUUCUUACCCUACGUUCACACUAGUGAGUGACAAAGUAAUAGAUGACCACUGCAUGACUCAACACUUCAAACUAUAUUUGAAUUAAUAUUUUCUCAAUUUUAUGCAAAUUAGUUAUGAUGCAGUAAUGGGCGAAUCCAAAGGCAUGCCUCGACAAAAUUCAUCGCACUAAUCCGACCGAUCCGUAUACUUUGACUACUACCAUUUCCUCUCAGAAGAUUUACAGGCCACGCCCACAAGCCAAACUGGGAGAAAUAUCAGUGGCUUGUUACUUGCUAGUGUGAACGCAGGGAUAAUGUUUCGGAAGAUGCGCAGGGAUGUUGUUGCACUUUUUCUCCAUCAUCCAGGUGAUUUCGAAGUGUCAAGUGAUACUGAAAUAAAAAGAUUUGAAGACGUUUCUGCGCUCAGUCCCAGUCAGGUGACCCACUAGCACUACAUACUUCCUGCACUAAGCCAUCGUAGCGGAAAUGAAAUUUACUUUCAGUUCUAAAACUGCUGUAUCUCAUUUGUUUGUAUUCUCUUAACGUUUCGCUUUUUAACUCAAUGUUAAAUGUAUUUAUAUUCUAUUUGUCUGAUCGGUGCAUGUGAUGGUUGACUACUGAGUUAAUGAAAGCAAAAUUUGGGCAAUGUUUAAAUAGAAUUUAAAAAAAAAAACAUGAAAUAGUAUGUCACGUUCGAUCUACUUUUGUAGCGGGCAUUUUGAAAAGAAUUGAAUACACAUUCAUACAAAUUCUCCAGAAAGCGUUUGUUGAUCUUUUGCUUGUUUGUGUCUUAAAUUUGAGUGAAAAAUUCGCAGCCCCACACACGCUUUUACAGGAAAAAAAGAAGUGAAAAUAAAUUUAAUAAUAAUGAAGUGUGUGUUGGUUUUCAGACAUGGUGGGGUAUACGUAGGAUGAAUGGCCACAUUUUGAUUUUACUGCAAUGGCUUCAUAGUUGCAUUGUAGUUCCAAAUACUCAAGAGCAUUGUGUGUGGGGAGUGUGUGUUUCAAUCCACAAUGAUGUUGUACAAAACAGAAGCUUUACUCUGAAUUAGAUACACUGGACACA
This is a messenger RNA of Ictalurus punctatus (channel catfish), 7373 nucleotides long. Its product is annotated as teashirt homolog 1. NCBI's taxonomy places the organism in Eukaryota, Metazoa, Chordata, Actinopteri, Siluriformes, Ictaluridae. The record is from RefSeq and is a predicted model, not a curated record. Bases 3242 to 6274 code for a protein of 1010 amino acids. Gene Ontology annotation, molecular function: DNA binding; DNA-binding transcription factor activity, RNA polymerase II-specific. The transcript has 2 exons. Gene Ontology annotation, cellular component: nucleus. Gene Ontology annotation, biological process: regulation of transcription by RNA polymerase II.